UUUAAUCAAGGGUAUUAAUAUUUUCCUUUUUUUACUGUUAAUUACAUGAAUAAUACAAAAUUAGGAAUGCAGAGAUCCAGUUCUAAUCAUAAGCUUCAAUACCCAUCUUCUGAUAACUUCAUUGAAUCCAGUUUUAAUAAUAAAUGGCUUCAAUCAGCUGGUCUGCAUAAUCUUUAUUCCUCAAACCCUAAUUUACCCCCACUUCAGGAUUUUGGGUUUUAUGGGAAUAGUAAUGAUAUUGAGGGUCCGAGAACAAAUAGGAAUAUGCAGAGAGGGAAUGCAGAUACAUUUACUCCUUCGCUUUGUUCUCGUUCGUCGAGCUUUACUAAGUAUGGUAAUGUGGAGCAAGUUUCGCCUAGUGACUUUAGCCCCGGGUUACUUGAUCUUCAUUCUUUCGAUACCGAGCUGCUAACUGAGGUUCAUAGUGAAAACAAUUUGAACUUGCUAAACCAGCCUUUGUAUGGUGAAGGUUUUGAUGAUGUCAAUGCUUAUUCUUUGACCAACAAGUUUGCUAAUAUAUCUUGUGGUCCAACCGAAUACAAUGCUGUAAAGGGGUCAUUGGCAGAUAAAGAGAAGGCUAGCAAUGUUGCUAAGAUUAAAGUUGUGGUACGUAAAAGACCACUUAAUAAAAAGGAACUUGCGAAAAGGGAGGAAGAUAUUAUCAGCAUUGACUCUAAUACCAGUUCACUCACUGUUCAUGAAUCGAAAGUUAAGGUUGACCUGACUGAAUACGUCGAGAAACAUGGAUUUGUUUUUGAUGCCGUGAUGAAUGAAGAUGUCACAAAUGAUGAAAUAUACUCACAAACUGUGGAGCCCAUCAUCCCAAUUAUCUUCCAACGAACAAAAGCAACCUGCUUUGCUUAUGGGCAAACAGGCAGCGGGAAGACCUAUACAAUGCAGCCAUUACCUCUAAGAGCUUCUCAAGAUAUAUUGAGACUUAUGUUCCACAACUAUCGAAACCAAGGAUUUCAGUUGUUUGUCAGUUUCUUUGAAAUUUAUGGUGGGAAAGUUUUUGAUCUUCUUAAUGAUAGAAAGAAGCUUUGCAUGAGGGAGGAUGGAAAACAACAAGUUUGCAUUGUGGGCUUGCAGGAGUACAUAGUUUCAAAAGUGGAAACAGUGAAGGAACUAAUCGAAAGAGGUAAUGCAACUAGAAGUACUGGCACAACAGGUGCAAAUGAAGAAUCCUCUCGAUCACACGCUAUUCUUCAACUUGCUGUCAAGAAAUUGGUUGAUGGCAAUGAAUCCAAGCCUCCCCGUAUGGUUGGGAAACUAUCUUUCAUAGAUCUUGCUGGAAGUGAACGUGGAGCGGAUACCACUGAUAAUGAUAAGCAAACAAGGAUGGAGGGUGCUGAAAUCAAUAAAAGUUUGCUUGCUCUAAAGGAAUGUAUUAGAGCUCUUGAUAAUGACCAGGGUCAUAUUCCAUUUAGAGGGAGUAAGCUUACGGAAGUUCUUAGAGAUUCGUUUGUUGGUAACUCGCGCACUGUUAUGAUAUCAUGCAUUUCACCAAAUUCCGGAUCUUGUGAACAUACUUUAAACACACUACGAUAUGCUGACAGGGUCAAGAGUUUAUCAAAAGGAAGCAGCUCCAGAAAGGACCUAUCAUCUUCAGCAUUAAACCUUCGCAACUCGAUCCAGUUACCUGUAUCAUCAUCUUCAUCAAUAUUAACGCGUUCUGAAGAUGUUAAAAAUGAUAAAGUAACAUACGAAACUAAUAGAUUUGGAUGGCCUAAACCAACAGAUAGGAAUGUAUCAACGUCUUUAAUCAUGGAACAUCCUUCUAUUGAAAGAUCAACUGUUUAUCUUCCUUCAACAGAAAGUUACAGAAAUGAUUAUGGAGGUACAGAUGAAGAAAUUAUGGAAGAUGAUUUUGAGUAUCCCAUGGAGACCCGUGAACCAAAAAAUAUUUCAACAUUGGAGAAGCCGGCCACUCAAAUAAAACCUAUAGUUGAGGCCACUGACGAUCUCAAUGGCCUUCUAGAGGAAGAGGAAAAUCUUGUACUUGCUCAUCGGAAACAAGUGGAGGAGACUAUGGAUUUUGUUAGGGAGGAAAUGAACCUGCUGGUAGAAGUGGAUCAACCAGGAAACCAACUAGAUAAGUAUAUUACAAAGUUAAAUGUCAUUCUUUCACAAAAAGCAGCCGGGAUUCAACUAUUACAGACACAACUACGUAAGUUUCAAAAACAUCUUGAAGACUACAAUGUACUAUCAUCAUCAUCAUCUGCCAACUGAUGCAGCAUACAAGCCAAUGUUAGUGUGAGUGAUUGGUUUAUUAUGUCUUGUAUUGAACAUCGAGUGUUUCAUUAUUUUUUGUUUUCUCUCAUAUAUAUGCUUGAUGUGGGUUUCUGAGUGUGAAUUGUGUAAGGUUUGUAACUUUACAAAAAUCGAUAUGCCGUUUAUGAUUUUUAGUUGAGCUGGCAAAAUGUGUACACGAACAAAGAGUUUACACUCUACACUAGUAAACAUCUCAUCAUUUUUAGA
Molecule: messenger RNA, 2478 nt
Organism: Erigeron canadensis
Lineage: Eukaryota; Viridiplantae; Streptophyta; Magnoliopsida; Asterales; Asteraceae
Product: kinesin-like protein KIN-13B
Exons: 11
Coding region: 46-2229 (727 amino acids)
Biological process (GO): microtubule-based movement
Molecular function (GO): microtubule binding; ATP binding; microtubule motor activity
Source: RefSeq, a predicted model, not a curated record